GUAUGGACAGAUCUCACGAACCUUAUCAAAUGUUUACAACACGAGGAGCUUGCUUAUCUUAUGACAUGGUCUGAAAUUAUCUGUAAUUGGUUACAAUUCAUGGUGACAUCAAAUUGUUGGCUUGUGUGAUUUGUGUGAGUGUGCGUGAUUUCUUCCGUUCUGAGUUUUAUCUGAAUCAUCUGCAAAUUGCAAUUAGUCGAGUCGGCAGUAUAGUGCGGAUUCUGUUCCUGUGUCAACUUAUCAUUAUUGGCGCAAUAAAUGAUGAUGCAUUUUAACCGGAACUCGGAACUUGGUGUAUCUCGUGUAAUUUAUUUCACAAACCUGGUGUAAAUUUUAUAGUGCAACAUCGUGAUCUGAUUUUCAACUGUGAACCACUCAAGUUGAACAAGUAUUUAUUCAAUAGUCAGAAUGAUCGCCAUGAAAACAUUAAAAAGUUGCAAAGUUUUAAGACAUUGAAAGGACUGUUUGAAAUUGGGAUUUCAGAAUUUCUGUGAGUGAGAUUACGUAGCCCGAAAGUGACAGCGGCCCCACGACGAGCACGCAAAAUGAAGUUUUGGAGGAGACUGUCAAUUGUUAUUAUUGGGUUCGUCGAAUCUCUCCUAUUCAGCGGAUGUCUUUUUGGAUGGCCAAGUUUAAUGUAUGUCUUGCAGCAGGAAGGUGUCUACAGCCAUUUAUGCAUUGACGUCAACGACGGCAUCGGUUCAGUAACACAUUCUCCUCCUGAUUUGAUAACAUCUUGGAUAAUACCAACUACUAGUCUACCGGAAAAUCUCUUCCAAUCCGCAUAUGACGAUGAUGACCAGAACAUAAAUGAUACAAAUGGUAGUGAGCCCAUUACGUCUGACGCCAAGUCAUUCGAGCAGAAUGAAAAUCAGACAAUUUUUGAAGGAAAGGGACGACACGAUGAAAUUCAAUCAAAAGAUGAGAGGACUGUAAAGAACUGUAAAGAACAAGAUGUUCAAAUGACAUUUAUUUAUACGGUGGCUGCCGUUUCUUACGGAUUGACUUCCAUACUCAUCGGAUUUUCACUUGACAUUCUUGGUCUUUGGUUCACUCGAAUUGGAGGAUGUAUCAUGACGAGUGGAGGAUUCUUCUUCUUGGCAUUUACUACAGAAGCCAGCUCCUGGUUAUUAUGGCCGGCUUUAAUCCUCAUCGCGUUAGGCACUAGUCAAUUACGUUUAAGCUCUUUCCAAUUCGCAAACUUGUGGCCGGAAUACAGGACAACGAUACUAAUUCUGUACAGCUCGGCUUACUCCGUCUCAACCACACUCUUUCUACUCAUUCAAAUAGCGUACGUAGGGAGUAUUCCUUACAAAACUAUUGGGCUGGCCCUUGCUGCAAUUUCUCUCCUCACAUUUCCACCAACCUUAAUCAUGCCAAGGAUGAAGAUUGAACCUCAAAAGCAGAAGGAGAAAGUGGCGAAGGGAAAAGUAUCGAAGGAAAAUGAUGAUGAUGAAAUUAAAUUAAAUCGAGCAAGCACCGAAGAUAACGUUCCCCGCAUUCUGCGAAACAAGGAUGACGACAGCAAAUUGAUGAAUCCUUUCGAUGAACCAGAUUCUGGUGGAGAGAAGAUGCGAAAUAAAAAAAAACCCAUCUCCGAAGACGUUCCUUUAAGUACGUCGAUCUUCACGUUGUCUGCCGGAUUACACGUUUUUUGGCAAUGGAUUACAUUUUUCCUCGUGCUUUUCUACUCAUCAACGUUCAUGCUUUGGAUUCAGAUGACUACGAAAAAUGCCAAAAUGAUUGAACAUUAUAACAAAAUAAGUGGCGUUUGUGCAUUGAUCGCUCCAAUUUUCAUCCCCCUUGCCGGACUUGUUACUGACUGGCAAAUCAGAAGAGCUGCCAAGAAUGAAGACCGAGAGGAACGAUUAGCUUUGACUAUGCAAGCUCCAGCUUUGACCAAAGGAAUUGCAUCACUGUUCGUGAUGGCGACCAUGAUUUGCAAAGUGUACUUUUCUCCGGCAGCCAUCUACACGUCCAUGAUACUCAUUGCUGUGUCGCGACCCUUCAUUGUGGGCAGUUGUACUAGCUAUCUUCAAAUCAGGUUUCACCCAAGUCACUUUAAUCGACUGAAUGGAAUCUUUACCACAAUUGUGUCCAUCAUGUCACUAGUCCAAUUCCCAAUCAUUCUUUGGAUGAAGCAAUCUUCCGAUUCUUUUGUGCACGCUCAACUCUUUCUGAUGGGAUUGCUAAUACUGGCUUUCUCCAGUCCUGGUCAUAUGAUGAUAAAAUCUGUGGCAAGAAGGUAUGCGAGGGCACAACUCAAAUUUCGGACGGACGUUUAAGAAAUCUGUUUCUUUGUAUUGUAAAGAAGGAUUACAUUAGUAAUGAGAUAAUACAUAUAUAGUAACUCAUAUGUAUUGUAUACAUAGAUAUAUAUAUAAGAAUAACAUAUAAUUUAAUUUACAUCUAUUUUGAAUGACUGGGUGGGUUACAUUAGAAAAUAUAAAAAGGAGCAUUUAACGCAGCAACGCUUGCAAUGGUCAAAACUAGUAAUGAUUAUGGACAAUUUUGAGUUAAAAACAUUUUAAGCUAUAUAGAAGGCUACACAUUUAAAUUAUGAUUUGAACGAGACUAUUAACGAAACGUAUAAAUUCUUUUAGAGAGUUAUAAAAAGUUGUACGUGGGGGUUGUAUAAUUAGUCAAUUACCUUAAGCAAAGAGUGACUGCUUCAAGACAUAUAUAUGUAUGUAUGUAUAUAAAUAACUAAUAUAUAAUGUAAUAAAAACUCUAUAUUAUGUA
Folsomia candida is the source of this 2742-nucleotide messenger RNA. Its product is annotated as solute carrier family 43 member 3. The transcript is spliced from 11 exons. Lineage: Eukaryota; Metazoa; Arthropoda; Collembola; Entomobryomorpha; Isotomidae. The record is from RefSeq and is a predicted model, not a curated record. Bases 546 to 2285 code for a protein of 579 amino acids. Gene Ontology annotation, molecular function: transmembrane transporter activity. Gene Ontology annotation, biological process: transmembrane transport.